UGCACCGUGUUCAUAGGUAUUUCAGAUAGGUCAAAUGGCUUUUCACACCGACCGCUUAGGUGUCUUGACCCGUCACUUGCACUGCAACAAGGCACUGAGCAAUGGAAGGGAUUCAUUCGUACAGUUUGAGGUACAGGACUUGACCGAGGUCGAAGUGUCCAAGGGAAGAUCGAAGGUAGAUAUGGCAGGUAAUCCAAUCACAUGUCAUGUGCUAGACACAGCAACAGGGAAGCCAGCAUCAUCCAUGAAGCUUUCAUUGCAUAAGCAGACUGAUGCUGGAUGGGAAGAAUUGGUUAGUAAGGCUACAAACAGUGAUGGGCGUGCUGGUCAGUUCCUUAGCCAGGAGGCUUUUACCAAAGGAGUAUACAAGAUGUUCUUUGAUACUGCGGAUUACUUUAAACAGCAGAAUACAAAGGGUUUCUACCCAUAUGUAGAGAUUGUCUUUGAAAUUGAGCAGCCAGCUGAGCAUUACCAUAUACCGCUUCUCUUAAGUCCUUAUGGCUACAGUACCUAUAGGGGUAGCUGAAGAGUUGGCUAUAUUUUUGUGAUAGCAGUGAAUGUUUCCUUAGUGGCAAAAACUGUUUGACUGUGAGGAAACAUAAUUGGUACAUUUUGCUGAAUAAUUGUGCUUCCAAGUUAAAUGUGAUGUAUGAUGAACCCUUUUUAUUUUUAAAAGAUGACUACUUGAUGACAUGAUUGUAAUCCAUUUUAUUUUUUAUAGUUGUAUACUGUAUUUUUAUAACUGUAUACCACAUCUGAAAUAAUCUUGUGAAGAGAGGUGAGGCUGUUUGGUUGAACAUUUCAAUUGUGAUAGCAUUUGAUAUGCCUAUUACUAAUGGAAAAAAAAAUGUUAAUGUUGUAGGGUGUGUUAAAUAUUUUAGAAAAUAUGUUUGUAACUCUAAUCUUCUGUGUAACAUUGUUUACAUGCUCAACAGGUUAACUUAUAUUAUAGAUGGGUUAUUACUCAUACGGUACUUCAAAACAGUUUCAUUAGGAGAAAAUAUUAUGUAUAUUAGAAAACAUAACCAGAGUACACUGAAUUAUUAACUGAAAUAAAUAAUGAUAAAAGGGUG
This is a messenger RNA of Macrobrachium nipponense, 1073 nucleotides long. Its product is annotated as 5-hydroxyisourate hydrolase-like. Gene Ontology annotation, biological process: purine nucleobase metabolic process. The coding region runs from base 35 to 526 and encodes 163 amino acids. Gene Ontology annotation, molecular function: hydroxyisourate hydrolase activity. NCBI's taxonomy places the organism in Eukaryota, Metazoa, Arthropoda, Malacostraca, Decapoda, Palaemonidae. The transcript has 4 exons. The record is from RefSeq and is a predicted model, not a curated record.